UCCUGGAUUGUGUCUUAAUCUUAAACUAGUAACAGAAUUGUCUUUGAGAGAACACACAAAAAGAAUGAACUUGCAACCCUUUGCAUUACACCCUUCAACCUUUCCCAACACAAUCCCUUCACCUACACUCUUAGGCCACUGCACUUCCACAAAGCACCUUCAUCAUAUCCUCCCUCUCAUAAUCAAAAACGGUUCCUACAAUCAACAUUUGUGUCACACAAAACUCAUAAACCUGUUCUUCAAAUAUGGCACCAUCAAAGAAGCAUCUCGUGUAUUUGAGAGUGUUGAACACAAACAAGAUGCUCUUUACCAUACCAUGCUUAAAGGGUAUGCAAAAAACUCAACUUUAUGUGAUUCUUUGAGGUUUUAUAAUAGGAUGCAGAAUGAUGAAGUUAGGUUUGUAGUGUAUGAUUUUGCUUAUUUGUUGCAACUGUGUGGGAAAAAACUGGAGCUUGGAAGGGGUAGAGAGAUUCAUGGACAAGUAAUAGUUAAUGGGUUUGAGUAUAAUUUGUUUUCAAUGAUUGGUGUUAUGGAUUUUUAUGUGAAAUGCGGGGAGAUCGAUGAUGCGCGUAAGGUGUUUGAGAGAAUGUCGGAGAAGGAUUUGGUAGCUUGGACUAGUUUGGUUGCGGGAUAUGCGCAGACUGGUUUUCCUAGGAGAGCUUUGGAUUUGUUUUAUCAGAUGCAGGAAGCUGGCGAAAAGGCUGAUUCGGUUACGUUGGUGAGUGUUUUGCCUGCUGUUGCGGAUAUUAAGGAUUUGAGAAUUGGGAAGGCUAUUCAUGGUUAUGGUCUCAGAUUAGGAUUUGAGUCGAAGGUUAGUUUUAUGAAUGCGCUUUUGUAUAUGUACUUUGAAUGCGGGUGUGAGAGGAUUGCGAGAUUGGUUUUUGAGGGGAUGAGUAGCAAGUGUGUUGUUUCGUGGAAUACGAUGAUUGAUGGUUAUGCUCAAAUUGGAAAGUCGGAAGAAGCCUUUGCUAGUUUUUUGAAGAUGUUGGAUGAAGGAGUUGAGCCUACACGAGUUGCAGUGAUGGCAGCUUUGCAUGCUUGUGCUGAUUUAUGCAAUCCGGAACGAGGGAGAUUUGUUCAUAAUUUAGUGAUUCAGAUGAAACUUGAUUUUGAAAUUUCUGUUAUGAACUCUUUAAUAUCUAUGUAUUCGAAGUGUAAGAGAGUUGACGUCGCUGCCUCGCUUUUCGAUAAUUUGAAGAAGAAAACAAACGUCACGUGGAAUGCCAUGAUAUUGGGUUAUGCACAAAACGGACGUGUGAACGAGGCUCUACGUCUGUUCUGUAUGAUGCAAUCACAAGACAUUAAACUUGACUGCUUUACCUUAGUGGCUGUAAUUACCGCUCUAGCAGAUUUAUCAGUUAACCGCAAGGCGAAGUGGAUUCACGGACUUGCAGUAAGAACUUUUAUGGACAACGACGUCUUUGUUGCUACUGCUCUUGUUGACAUGUACGCAAAAUGCGGAGCCAUCCAAACUGCGAGAAAGCUUUUUGACAUGAUGCAAGAGCGACAUGUGAUAACAUGGAAUGCGAUGAUAGAUGGAUACGGGACACACGGCCUUGGAAAAGAAGCUCUUGAUCUCUUCAAUGAUAUGCAGAGCGAAGCUGUUUUGCCAAAUGAUACGACAUUUCUGUCUGUUAUCUCGGCUUGUAGUCACUCGGGUUUCGUGGAAGAGGGUCUCCGUUUCUUCCAAAGCAUGAAGGAAGAUUAUGGCUUGAAGCCUGCAAUGGAUCAUUAUAGUGCCGUUGUCGAUCUUCUUGGUCGUUCUGGCAAGCUAGACGAUGCUUGGAAUUUCAUCCAAGAGAUGCCUAUUAAACCAGGGAUUACCGUUUUAGGUGCAAUGUUAGGUGCUUGCAAAAUUCAUAAAAACGUUAAAUUGGGCGAAAAAGCUGCCGACAAACUAUUUGAGUUAGAUCCAGACGAGGGUGGCUAUCACGUCCUGCUCGCAAACAUGUAUGCAUCUGCAUCAAUGUGGGACAAAGUGGCCAAGGUGAGAACAGCCAUGGAGAAAAAGGGGCUGCAAAAAACUCCAGGCUGCAGUUUGGUUGAAUUGAGAAACGAAGUUCACGCAUUCUACUCAGGAAGCACGAAUCAUCCUCAAUCGAGAAGAAUCUAUGCUUUUCUCGAGACUCUUGGAGAUAAGAUAAGGGAUGCUGGUUAUGUGCCGGAUACCGAUUCUAUUCAUGACGUGGAGGAAGACGUGAAGGAACAACUGCUCAAUAGCCAUAGUGAGAGGCUUGCCAUUGCGUUCGGACUUUUGAACACAAGCCAUAGUACACCAAUACAUGUAAGGAAGAAUCUAAGAGUUUGUGGUGAUUGCCAUGAGGCCACUAAGUACAUGUCACUUGUGACGGGAAGGGAAAUUAUAGUGCGUGAUUUACGUAGGUUCCAUCAUUUUAAGAAUGGAAUCUGUUCCUGUGGCGAUUAUUGGUGAAUCAAUUAGAACGAGUGUGGAUUAAGGAUAGAAAACUAAAGAAAUUCUCUUGGACUGAUUUGAACAUCCAUGGUAGAUGCCCAUCUCCUAUCACUGUGCAGAAUCUAUACAUUCUAUGAACCUAACGACCGAAUCAGUUAAAACUUGCUCAAGGUGCUGUCUAAGUUGGACGUGAUAUACCAGAAGGUGGUUUCUUGGGUGCAACGGAACCUAAAACCAAAGUUAGCAGAAUCGAAUCGGAACAUGUCUUGUUAAUAUUAGCCUAGACAAUUAUGUGAUAAGGUUAGUAAUCAGGAAGCAGUGGAUAUUGCUCGUUGUUUUUUGUGUAAGCUACAAGUUAAUUAUCAUAAACUACUUAUGGAUUUGUUGAUACAUAAGUUGAGUCUGUAAAAAUUAUAUACAGAAUAUGAAUGUUUGAUUUAACUAAAUAUGUAAUUGAACUACCAAAUGUGUAUCGAUCUAGGCUCCGACACCAGAGGUUGAAAUAUUUUCUAUACACCCAGAUAGAAAUCAUGUAAAUAUCAAACUACAACAUAUUUGAUCACAAAAUAUAUACGAUAUGCUAAGAUUGAAAGUUAGUGCUAGGAGAUAAAACAAGAUAUUUUAGCAUAAUAUAUAUUAUGAUUUUUGACAUAAUUUUGUAUUCCAACACUUCCCCUCAAGAUAAAGCUUAAUAAGCUUUAGCUUGUGACAAGAAAAAAAUUGCUUUGCAAAUAAAUAAAUAAAAAUGGAUAGAAAGGCAAGUCAGGGAUGCAGAUGAAAUCGGAGAGAAUUACUAUAAAGAUAGUGUUGUUAAAUAGAUAGAAUGAUCAUUGGCCUAUGAGAAAUUGAUGGCAAGCAAUCAAACAAUGCAAGGUCUGUCAUUCUCAAAACCGCAUAUGGAAGCUUCAAACCAAUAGUACCAGAGACUCAGAAUAUUUAACUUGAAAAAUAGGUAUGAGAACAACUUUUGCGACAAAGAUGAGACGGUGCAUAUGGGACGAAGAUGGGGCCAGUGCAUCUGAUAUCAGAAUCGUUGCGGGUGAGUGAGAUCGCAAAAUUGCAAGAUUUUAAUAUCUAGAUCGAGAUCUUGACAACCAUGCCAUUUGCCAGAAAAAUUGACAGACAGAGUGAUGGCAGGCAGGAACUAUGGCGAUAGCGAUGGUUGCUGGAACUGGCGCCUGCCAGAAAAGGAGGAGAUCACAUUUGACAAGAGAAAACCAUAUUACAUUCUCAAACUUUUGGAUUUGGAAACUCGGUAACAGAAUAGCGCCUACUGCCUGGACAGGUCACGGAGGAUCGAACCAUGCUCUAGAUAGUAGAUACCAUGUUGAAAUCAUGAGAUUUCAUACAAAACAUUAAACACUAACCCCUAUUCAUAAGAAUACAUAGAUUCAAUCCUAAAUAAAUAGAAAAAUCAAGAAAGAAAUAAUCAUAAUAAUAACUAAGAGAUAUGGAAAUUAAUCCUAUGACAUAAUCUAAUAUAUC
This is a messenger RNA of Vicia villosa (hairy vetch), 3898 nucleotides long. Its product is annotated as pentatricopeptide repeat-containing protein At1g11290, chloroplastic-like. Bases 65 to 2431 code for a protein of 788 amino acids. Lineage: Eukaryota; Viridiplantae; Streptophyta; Magnoliopsida; Fabales; Fabaceae. Gene Ontology annotation, biological process: RNA modification. Gene Ontology annotation, molecular function: protein binding; RNA binding; zinc ion binding. The transcript is spliced from 2 exons. The record is from RefSeq and is a predicted model, not a curated record.